Messenger RNA from Adineta steineri, 429 nucleotides. The record is from the annotation of a GenBank genome assembly. NCBI's taxonomy places the organism in Eukaryota, Metazoa, Rotifera, Eurotatoria, Adinetida, Adinetidae.
AUGGAACGUCAACAUACUCUGCGAGAGUUUUAUAACUUAUUUGUAGACAAACGCCAGCAAUCAGAUAUAUUUCGCUUUGUUAUGGAAACAGCAAACUUGCCAAAUUAUGAUCCAAACAUGCCUGACGGUCAAGGAUACAGUGAUUUAUUGUUAACCAAUAAUUAUGGUGAAUCCGGUAUGAGCCCUGUAUUUCGCGCAUAUUUUUCUCUAUUACUCAAGAAUAUGUCGUCAAAGAAUUACUUGGAUAGAAAUAUUUUGGAUAAAUAUCGUACUUGUGAAUUGUGUAAUACAGGCGUUUGCUAUCGGACAUCUAGUUGCUCGAAUUAUUGCUGCAUUUUAGCCGGUCCCAGUCCACUUUCAGCUGGUUGUCCCGGCAAUCAACCUAAUGCAACUCCAAAAGGUUGUUGUAAAGGUUGUUGGUUGUACUAG